AGACGUCCACGGCGCUCCGACAUGACGCAACCGUUGAACAAGUUUAGUUAGUUGCUGACACUUCUAGUCUUUGUGGCUCAACUUACCAGCUAAUUUUUUUGUUUAAGUGGUCAGAGUUUCACCGGACGUUGAAUUUAUUUUAGAGUGUAGCGAAGAUAACGCUGUGAAGGCUACUUCUCGAUCAACAACUGCAUUUUUGAAAUAAUGCUGCGUGGUGCAGUAGGGAACUAGACGCCCACAAUGAAUCCACGAACUCUGCCCCUGAGAGCCCUGCUGUUUCUGGGGCUUUGGCACACUGGGAGAAGAAGUCUAGCCUCGGCCCCAGGGCUGCAGGAGCAGCCCAAAAGGAUAGCUGUGGUCGGAGCAGGCAUUGGAGGAGCAUCUGCAGCGUUUUACCUGAGGCAGGAAUUUGGAGCCGGGGUGAAGAUCGAUGUCUUUGAACCAGGAGCCGUUGGUGGACGACUUGCAACAGUAAAGAUCGGAGAUUAUGAGUAUGAGACGGGAGGCGCAGUGAUCCAUCCUCUGAACCUGCACAUGAAGCACUUCAUGGAAAAAUUAGGUAUCCCUCAAAGGAAAGAGGUCCCGUCUAAAAUGGCAAUCUUUGAUGGAAAGGAGCUCACGUUUGAAGAGAGUGACUGGUUCAUUGUCAAUUUAUUGCGCAUACUCUGGCAAUUUGGGUUCAGCGUUCUCAGAAUGCAUAUGUGGGUGGAGAGUGUGAUGGACAAAUUCAUGAGGAUCUACCAGUACCAGCAGUACGGCUACUCAUUCUCCAGCGUGGAUCGGCUCCUUCACGCCAUGGGCGGCGAUAGUUUUCUCACCCUGCUCAAUCAGACGCUGGAGGAAACGAUGAGGACCGAAGGAUUUUCACAAGUCUUUCUCAACAAUAUGGUCGCACCCAUCACUCGCAUCAACUACGGCCAAAGUGUCCGCAUCAAUGGUUUUGUGGGGGCAGUGUCAUUAGCGGGAGCGGCUUCAGGCCUGUGGGCAGUAGACGGAGGCAAUAAGAGAGUGUGCUCGGGACUGCUGUACAACAGCAAGAGUGAGCUCGUCACCGCCAGAGUGACCUCCAUUUCAGUCAAGGUUCGACCAUCCAAAGCAGGCACCACAACCAGUUUCUAUGAGGUCAAUUAUGUUGGCGAAUCCGGCUCGGCACACUCUCUGUAUGACAUAGUGGUGAUAGCAACGCCGCUUCACCAGGGAAAGUCUGACAUCACCUUCUCGGGCUUCUCUCCCCCCAUCCCAUCUCACUAUCCCGGGCGUUACCACCAGACGGUCUCCACUCUGGUCCGCGGCAUGCUGAACGUGUCCUUCUUGGGGACCACAGAGCCGGCCUCGGAGUUCACUGUGUCUGACAUCCUCACCACCGACUCCAAGGACUCCGUCAUCAACAGCCUGGGCUCUGUCGACCCUGUGCACAUCCCUCAGGAUUACAAGCGCCCCCCUGCCAGCCAGACCAAAGUCUGGAAGGUGUUCUCCUCACAGCCGCUGUCCCGGGAGCAGCUGCAGGACAUGUUCCUCUCCUGGGAUUCAGUGUCGGAGACUCGGUGGCUCGCUUAUCCUUCUUACCGGCCGCCGCACCGCAAGACGCCUCCAUUCAUCCUGCACAACCGGCUGUACUACCUGAACGCUUUGGAGUGGGCGGCGAGUGCCAUGGAGUUGAGCGCCGUCUCUGCCAGGAACGUGGCCCUGCUGGCGCACCACCGCUGGCACCAGCAGGACGGCAACAUCGACCAGGAAGACCUGCACACCCGACUCAGAGGGGAACUCUGAAGAGAGGAACCAAAAAGCAGUCGACACAGAUACGCAUGGACAGGCCUGAUGCAGUCCAACGACACUCCUGUCCGGGGAAAUCCAAACUCUUAUUCAGGUAUCUGAGGAGCUCUCACCACUUUAAAACUCCACACAAUUUAUCACAACUGUGAUCUUACUGUUGUUGUGGCGGCCAUCAUUUCCAUUGUUUACUCGGCAGGUAGAUCAGGGAUUUUGCUGCAAUGGAGUCUGACGAAGCAAAAAACACAGUCAGCAGCGAAGCGAUCGGACAUGUUGUACACAAGUCAACGAUGUCAUCAGAUUCUCUAGACGGCUGUAUUUGGAGGUGACGCCGUGAAUAAUCCCGCAAUGCACAGCAAAACUUCCCGUGCUAAAAAAAAACAACUUCAAAUAUGGCGUUUUAAAGUUGAAUCGGGAACUCUUCCCGUCAACGGAUGUCACCGCUUGUCUCGUCUUCUCUUCCAAAUCCGUCCUGUUGACGUCGGGGUUUGUUUACAGCCUGUCUGUCUGUUUAGAGAACCGACCUUUUGUCUCAUUUCGAUUUAGCACCGUCUCUGCUUCCCCAGAUCUCAGCUGUUAAGUACAAAUGUUAUUAUGCAAAUAGGACCAAAACGACUUGAAAUGAUCCUCUAAUCACCAUCACAGUCCCCACAAGAGAAUCCCACUAAAACUCUGCACUGUGCCGAGUUGUGUAAUCGGCGUGAACCACGCUGCACUCCAGUGGAGACAAUUACUUUUCAGUGUUCCUCUGUCUACGUGGUUUGUUUUUUCUGUGCCCAGAUGCUGUUAUUUAAAAAGUCGCAGCUGACAUCAAACAGAUCAGCUUGUCGGUGUCGCGUUGACCAAGAUGUCCUUUUCUUGAGGAUGUCUCUUCUGAUGACUCGGCGUCUCUACCUCAUCAGGAGACCACAUGUUAGUGAGGACAGACGGCGGUCAGCAACAGACGUGUGCCACUAAAACGAUAUGUUAUCGAUGUCAGUUAUGAAGUAUUAACAAGUCUGUGUUUAUUUCUACUAUUUAAUUGUACUAUUCAUUUUUAAGUCUCUAUUUUGGACAGUCUAAUUACACUGAAGAAUUUUGUGAAUUCAAAUUGUUAAAAUUAUGAUGGUGCCUUAAAGAUAUCAGAGUAAUGGACUUACGUCUUUAUUAAGUGAUAAGUGUCCCUAUCCUUUUAGAAAUCAUUUGUCCUUUGGGUUUUCAUUUGUUGCUUUUAUUGAAGUGAAGGCCGCGAGGACCAGACUGAGAAGAGUUUGGAGCAUUUGUGUGUUUUGGUUGUAACAUGUAAAGUGGCUUGUCACAUGUCCUGUGGCUUAAAAAAAACGACUAUCUAAAUCACUUUAAUGUUUGUUAGAAGAAAAUUGUAGUUUCAUAAUUGUUUCUUAAGCACUUUGAAAAGGUGUAUGUUUAUAGAUUAUUUUUUUUUUUUAUUCUAUUGGGGAGUAUAUAUCAAGACACUGUUGCUAAAAUAAUAAGUGUGGCAUUUAUUUGACAGGUUUCACUUUUACACUCGAUUCUUUUGGCAAAUACCAGAAGAAAUGGCUUCUUAUGCACAAAUACAAUGAGGCCUUUAACUACAAAUAUAAAGGUUUUAUUUUAGAUUUUAAACAAUACUGAAACCUUCCAGUCCAAACUGUAUGUUUGCCAGGUUUUUACAAUCACAAUAAAGGGAUGAAACCUUC
Molecule: messenger RNA, 3449 nt
Organism: Pseudoliparis swirei
Lineage: Eukaryota; Metazoa; Chordata; Actinopteri; Perciformes; Liparidae
Gene: pcyox1
Product: prenylcysteine oxidase 1
Exons: 7
Coding region: 241-1770 (509 amino acids)
Biological process (GO): prenylcysteine catabolic process; prenylated protein catabolic process
Molecular function (GO): prenylcysteine oxidase activity
Source: RefSeq, a predicted model, not a curated record